Orcinus orca (killer whale) is the source of this 3401-nucleotide messenger RNA. It is a transcript of the gene TMEM114, whose product is annotated as transmembrane protein 114. The transcript is spliced from 4 exons. Bases 54 to 725 code for a protein of 223 amino acids. NCBI's taxonomy places the organism in Eukaryota, Metazoa, Chordata, Mammalia, Artiodactyla, Delphinidae. The record is from RefSeq and is a predicted model, not a curated record. Gene Ontology annotation, cellular component: apical plasma membrane.
CGCGGGAGGCGGCGCGGGGGGCUGCGGGCGGCGCGUGGGGUCCCGGCUCGGCGAUGCGGGUGCACCUGGGAGCGCUGGCCGGCGCGGCGGCGCUGAGCGGGGCGCUCAGCUUUGUGCUCCUGGCGGCCGCCAUCGGCACGGACUUCUGGUACAUCAUUGACACAGAGCGGCUGCAGCGGAGCGGCCCGGGGGCGCGGGACCCGGCAGGGGCCUCCAACCGCAGCCAGCUCGAACCUCUGAGCUCGCACUCCGGCCUCUGGCGGACCUGCCGGGUCCAGAGCCCGUGCGCGCCGCUGAUGAACCCCUUCUGGCAGGAGAACGUGACCUUCAGCGACUCGAGCCGACAACUUCUCACCAUGCAUGGGACGUUUGUGAUUCUGCUGCCCCUCAGCCUCAUCCUGAUGGUUUUUGGGGGGAUGACAGGGUUUCUGAGCUUCCUCCUGCGAGCCUCCCUCCUUCUCCUGCUCACGGGGACCCUCUUCCUCUUUGGAGCCUUGGUGACCCUCGCGGGCAUCAGCGUCUACAUCGCGUAUUCAGCCGCCGCCUUCCGGGAGGCGCUGUUUCUCAUGGAGGAGAAGGCCCUGCUGGACCAGGUGGACAUCCGCUUCGGCUGGUCCCUGGCCCUGGGCUGGAUCAGCUUCAUCGCCGAGCUCCUCACCGGGGCGGCCUUCCUGGCAGCAGCCCGCCUGCUCAGCCUGAGAUGGAGGCAGGACCAGGCCAUCUGAGCCCCGAUGCCUGGUCGUGGUGGGAGGGAGGGGUUUGGCGUGGGGGCCUCAUGGACCCAUCUCGGUGGGCUGCGGCUUCCUCUUCCUCAAAGGCCACCACCUGAGAGCCGCUGUGGACCGGGCUCCAGCCCUGGCUGCUAUCUGAGUGCUGCCUGGCACGGUGUGUGCUCUGUCUAGGCACGUGUGUCUCGUGUGGGCUGGAGGAGGCUGAGUGCCAAACCCAUGAAAAAGCAAAAGCACCUCCUUCAUCAUGUACAGAACUUACUGAUUGCAACCUCCGUGAGUCUCCUCUGGCUUCACUUCAUCCUCACUCCUGCCCUUUGGAUGGGUUUCUCUUCUUUGUGAAAGAAACGGAGGACCAGAGAGGUUAGGUAAGUGUUGCAAAAACACACAGCAAGCUAGAGGCAUGUUCUCCUUUAUCACAGCUUUCCUGAGCAGGUGCAUGCCGGCUGGCUGCGACAUGGAUCCUGUGUGUGGAGGAUGCUGCGUCUCAGACCCCGGGCUUCAUGCUUCCCGCGACCUGGAACCAGGCGGGAGGCACCGUGGGAAAUUGGAGGGCAGGCAGCAGAGAUCUGGGCUUCGCAGCAACCAGGAGGUGGACGUGUCCUCCCUGACCCCAGCCGGGCUCGUGCUCACCUGGUCUAGAGUCCUGAGCCUCAAGCAGAAAAGGCUCAGUUAAUGCAAUGAUUCUCCGUGGUCAGCGACUCGCUUUUGAAACAACACAGAGUCAUCCCAGAGAUGAAAGCCCCUCUUGGACGUUCAGGCGGUCAGUGGUCCCAUUCAUGUGUCACUUCGCAGGUGCCAGGAGGUCCUCAUGGGAGGAGAGGAAGGGUCAGCAAGCCACAAUCAGCAGGAAGGGCAACAAGCAAACUUGUGAUGCCCAAGAGGCGCUCAUCGGCAAGCUCGCCGCGGAGGAGAGCAUUACCCGCACUCACACUUAGUGGGAAACAGUGAUGCUCCAAACACAACGAGCAUCUCCUGGACCGUCGGCUUUGCAUUUAGCCUUCAUUCCAAACGCUACCUGUGAGCUCAGGACACCCCGAGCCUGUGAUAGAAAUAGUUUCCACAUCAAAGUGUUGAUGGAGUCCAGUUCCCAGAUCCAAGGCCAGUGAGAUUUAAACACGCUGGGAAACACAUAACCAGUGUCACGUGCUAAGUCCCCUGACAUCCCCUGAAUAAGGCCUAUGCAUGGGCAUCAGCAGAUCUCAACCCUAACACCCCGCUGCAGUCACCCGGGGAAUUUAAAAAAUGCCCAGGUGUCACCUCAGGCCAUGAAAUCACAGUCUCUGGGGUUGGGGGCCCAAGCACCGUUAGCUUCCAGAACUGCUCCGGUUUUCCCCGAAGUACAGCCUGGGUUGAGAUGAGCACCAGACUGGCUUAGAACCCCGACAGAUGCCUGUGUGUGACUUUAUAAAACACAGGUGGGAUUUCCUGUGGUGAUGGUCUCAGCUCCAUAAGAGGCUGCAUUUGGGGGAACGACAACAAUAAAAACCUCAAGAAGGAGAGCGGCCUGGCAUCUGGUUCAUACUGGCACAUCUCAAAUUCAUGGAGAUCUUAUGAAAAUGCAGCCUCUGAUUCAGUAGGUGGGGUGCGGGGCUGGCGAUCCCGCAUCUCUAACCAGCUUUGAUUGGGAGGAUUUACACAGCGUAAACACACGCGGUCUCCUUGAAAGCAGCAGGGGUUGUGGCUCGCUUCUGCACUAGCAUGGGAGGUCUGUACUAUCACAGGCCGGGUCCUGGUGACAUAUUGCAGCCCUUCUUCUCUGAAAUAAUGACACCCCAUAGCAGUUGUGUGGCCAGAGGAAGAUGUUUUCUUGGCGUGGCUACAGCGAGUCUGGGUGAGGGGGUGCACCUAUCUCCUCAGCCCUGUUGGUAUUGAGAAGACUUGGCUCCUUUGGGGUGAAAAUCACUCCAGUUUUGAUACAGGGUGUUUAUCGUGUGGGGUGGAGCUUUGGUCUAGAAUACGGAGUUGAAAGUUUCCCACGGAGUCGGUCAAUUGAUAGGGUGAUCUUUGGGGACUAAUUGUAACACUUCGUCCCUCCCCCAGAAAAUUCCAUCCCUCUUUUAUCCUGAUAUUUCGGCCCAUGGGGAUGGGGGCCCCAAGGUGGCUGCAUGUCCAAAUCCACCUGGCCAGAGUCUCUGAGUCAGUGGGGCUGGGUGGGGUCCCACAGUUCACAGUUCUCACCGGUUCCCAGGUGGUGCAGAUGCUCCUGGUCUGGGAUCACCCUUUGUAUCACACUGACCUGGGAGUUUGUUAAGUGGCAGGGCUGGCUGUCACCUUCCUGCAUAUUAGAAUCAUGAGGGCAUCUUAAAACCCCUGAUUCCGGGGCUGAAUCCCUGCUCUGAUCACCUCUAGGGAGGGAGUCCAGGCACCGAUAAUUUUUAAGGCCUCUUCAGAUGAUUCCAACAUCAGCUAAGGUUUAGAACCUGUUCCUGUAAGAUGCUGAGUCAUGAGAUGUGGGGAGGGAUUGGGGAACCUCAGGUUUAAGAAACUGCCUGAGGGGCUUCCCUGGUGGUCCAGUGGUAAAGAAUUGGCCUUCCAAUGCAGGGACGCGGGUUAGAUCCCUGGUCGGGGAACUGAGAUUCCACAUGCCACGGAGCAACUAAGCCCACACGCCACAACUACUGAGCUCGCGCGCCUCAACUAGAGAGCUGCGUGCCGCAAACGAUAGAGCCC